Molecule: messenger RNA, 1382 nt
Organism: Aethalodelphis obliquidens (Pacific white-sided dolphin)
Lineage: Eukaryota; Metazoa; Chordata; Mammalia; Artiodactyla; Delphinidae
Gene: CPM
Product: carboxypeptidase M
Exons: 9
Coding region: 32-1363 (443 amino acids)
Biological process (GO): protein processing; peptide metabolic process
Molecular function (GO): metallocarboxypeptidase activity; zinc ion binding
Source: RefSeq, a predicted model, not a curated record
CGGGCGGCGGUGCGCGCCUGGGCUCGGGACCAUGGACUGCGCCCGCCUCUGGCUAGGGCUGUUGCUGCCUGUGGUAGCUGCGCUGGACUUCAGCUACCACCACCAGCCAGAGAUGGAAGCGUUCCUGAAGAGUAUUUCCCAAAACUACAGUUCUAUCACUCACUUACACAGUAUCGGGGAAUCUGUGGAAGGCAGAAACCUGUGGGUUCUUAUUGUGGGACGCUUUCCAAAUGAACACAGAAUCGGGAUUCCAGAAUUCAAAUACGUGGCAAAUAUGCAUGGAGAUGAGGCUGUAGGGCGGGAACUGCUGCUCCAUUUAAUUGAAUAUCUCGUAACCAGCGAUGGAAGAGACCCUGAAAUCACAAAUCUAAUUAAUAGUACCCGGAUACACAUCAUGCCUUCAAUGAACCCAGAUGGAUUCGAAGCUGUUCUAAAGCCUGACUGUUUUUACAAUAAGGGAAGGGAAAAUAGUAACUUCUAUGACCUGAAUAGAAAUUUCCCCGAUGCUUUUGAAUUUAAUACUGUACCGAGGCAGCCUGAAACUGUGGCAGUCAUGAAGUGGCUGAAUACAGAGACAUUUGUCCUUUCUGCAAACCUCCACGGUGGUGCCCUGGUGGCCAGUUACCCAUUUGAUAAUGGUGUUCCAGCCACUGGAACAUUAUACUCUCGGAGCUUAACCCCUGAUGAUGAUGUUUUUCAAUAUCUUGCACGUACCUACGCUUCAAGAAAUCCCGACAUGAGGAAAAGAAAUCCAUGUAGAACUAAAAUAGAGUUUCCUGGUGGAAUUGUAAAUGGAUACUUUUGGUAUCCACUCAAAGGUGGAAUGCAAGAUUACAACUACAUCUGGGCCCAGUGUUUUGAAAUUACGUUGGAGCUGUCAUGCUGUAAAUAUCCUCGCAAGGAGAAGCUUCCAAGCUUCUGGAACGAAAACAAAGACUCACUGAUUGACUAUAUAAAACAGGUGCACAUAGGUGUAAAGGGUCAAAUUUUUGAUCAGAAUGGGACUCCAUUACCCAAUGUAACUGUAGAAGUCCAAGACAGAAAACAUGUCUGCCCCUAUAGAACCAACAAAUUUGGAGAGUAUUACCUCCUUCUCUUGCCUGGGGUCUAUGUAAUAGAGGUUACAGUCCCUGGACACAAUCCACAUCUCACAGAAGUGACUAUUCCCCCAAAAUCCCAGAACUUCAGUGCUCUUAAAAAGGAUAUUUUACUUCCAUUCACAGGGCAAUUGGAUCAUAUCCCAGAAUCAGAUCCUUUAUGUCCUAUAAUUCCUCUUUACAGAGAUUUGCAAGGCCACUCAGCUGCAACAAAGCCCAGUCUGUUCUUAUUUUUAGUGACUCUUUUUCACAUAUUGUUCAAAUAAAGCAGAAUGUGAAACUCAA